Messenger RNA from Coccinella septempunctata (seven-spotted ladybird), 1270 nucleotides. RefSeq names its product TATA-box-binding protein (gene Tbp). NCBI's taxonomy places the organism in Eukaryota, Metazoa, Arthropoda, Insecta, Coleoptera, Coccinellidae. Gene Ontology annotation, molecular function: DNA binding; RNA polymerase II general transcription initiation factor activity. The transcript is spliced from 5 exons. Gene Ontology annotation, biological process: DNA-templated transcription initiation. The record is from RefSeq and is a predicted model, not a curated record. Bases 237 to 1175 code for a protein of 312 amino acids.
UUUAUUAAACUAAUUUCUAUGGUUGAGCAAUUUAAAUUUUUGGACGAAAAAAGAGUUUGUUUUCAGUUUUCGUAUUUCACAUUUUUUCAUUUUUAGAACGAUUGAAAUAAUCAGUUGAUGGAUUUCAUGAUUUCCGAAUUACUACACGUAUUCAGAUUUUACUUUGUGAUUAACUAACAGCAUUCUUACUCAGGUUCAUUACAUUACAAAUUUCUCUUAAAAAAAAGUAAUUCAAAAUGGAUCAAAUGCUUCCGAGUCCAGGUUUCAGCAUACCCAGUAUAGGUACACCAUUACAUCAGCCAGAAGAAGAUCAACUGAUCUUGCCAAAUGCCCUCCAACAGCAACAACAACAGCAAUCCGUUUCACAAAUUCCACCUUUGGCCCCAAUGAAUCCAGGAGGACUCACGCCAACAUUGGGUUUAGGAAUGGGAAUGUCAUUGCCCCAACAUAAUCAAACGAAGUAUUUACCAGGAUUUUCACAUAUGUCUAGUAUAAUGGGACAAACACCUCAACAUAGCAUGAUGUCCCCUAAUGUUAGUGCCAGUAUGCCAAUAUCUAAUGCUGGUUCCACACCUACAAUGGGCCCAGCAACACCUGCACCUAUGACUCCAAUGACCCCUCAUUCUGCAGAUCCUGGUAUAGUUCCACAAUUACAGAAUAUAGUUUCGACAGUGAAUCUUAACUGUAAGUUAGAUUUGAAGAAGAUAGCAUUGCAUGCUCGUAAUGCUGAGUACAAUCCAAAACGAUUUGCUGCAGUGAUAAUGCGUAUUCGUGAACCUCGUACAACUGCUCUGAUAUUUUCUUCUGGAAAAAUGGUCUGCACAGGAGCUAAAAGUGAGGAAGAUUCCCGAUUAGCUGCUAGAAAGUAUGCUCGUAUCAUACAAAAAUUGGGAUUUCCAGCAAAGUUUUUAGAUUUCAAAAUUCAAAAUAUGGUCGGAAGUUGUGAUGUCAAGUUCCCUAUUAGAUUAGAAGGUUUGGUUUUGACGCAUAGUUCUUUCAGUUCAUAUGAGCCUGAAUUAUUUCCUGGUUUAAUUUACCGUAUGGUGAAACCAAGGAUUGUACUUCUUAUUUUUGUUUCUGGUAAAGUUGUUCUGACUGGUGCGAAAGUUAGGAGAGAAAUUUAUGAAGCCUUUGAUAAUAUCUAUCCUAUUUUAAAAAGUUUCAAGAAGCAGUAAGAUUUAAUUGUUGUAGAAUAAGAUUAUUUUAAUGUGAUAUGAUUAAUAGAACACUAUGUGUUUUAUCAUUUAUUUUGAUAAAUAAUAUUUGAAAA